Suillus fuscotomentosus is the source of this 1722-nucleotide messenger RNA. RefSeq lists its product as uncharacterized. The transcript has 7 exons. The record is from RefSeq and is a predicted model, not a curated record. Lineage: Eukaryota; Fungi; Basidiomycota; Agaricomycetes; Boletales; Suillaceae. The coding region runs from base 1 to 1722 and encodes 573 amino acids.
AUGGGCUCAAAGGGAGGUGUCAGGAGACAUAUCAAUAAUCAACCUGACUGUAGAAGGCAGUGGGAGCUGCUGGUUGAAACUCAAAAAGACAUCAGCGCACCUCAGGCUCAUUUAGGAACAUUAAACCAAGCCGACACCAACAACAACCCAGCAGCGCCAAAACAUCGGAGGGUGACCAUUGAGGAGGUUGAAGACGAGGACCACGCGCAAUAUUUUGAACAAUGUGUUGGCGCCGGCCAAACACUGCGUGAAGGCAAAACCGGCUUUGAGAGGUUUCAGGAGUAUAAGGAGUGUAUGGGCGAGGACAAAUGGGCUCCCUUCGAUGGUGGGGAGGAAUGGGGACUCGCCGAAUGGCUUGUUAAAAACCUCGGCCAGACUCGAACAGACGAGUUUCUGAAAUUACCGAUAGUAAGUUCAAGUUUAGUAUCUUUCCUCCAGAAAGUCGACGAGCUUCCACACGCGACAGCCUGGAGUUGCAAAAAGGUUAAGGUCCAGGGAAAUAAAACAGAUGAGAAGGGCCAGACGCUGCAUGAAGAAGUCGAAGUCUGGAUGCGAGAUCCUGUCGAGUGUGUCAAAGACCUCAUUGGAAAUCCAUUGUUCUGUGAUCACAUGGUGUACACACCUGCGCGAGCAUACAGAGACCCAGCAGGACUUCACCAAGUAAUUGAUGACAUGUGGACGGCUGACUGGUGGUGCGACAAGCAAAAACUGUUGCCGAAAGGUGCGACAAUUGCACCCAUAAUUCUUGCGUCCGACAAAACUUGUCUAUCGCAAUUUCGAGGCGAUAAAUCGGCGUGGCCCGUGUACUUAACCAUUGGCAACAUUGCGAAAGAGAAGAGGUGGCAAACAUCAGCGCGAGCAAUGGUCCUUAUAGGAUACUUACCUGCUGGAAAACUUGAUUGCUUUACUUCUGACGCACGCUCCCUUGCUGGUUACAGGCUUUUCCACCACUGCAUGUCCUUGCUCCUCGAACCCCUCGUUGCUGCCAGUCGAAAUGGUGUUGAGAUGGUCUGCGCGGACUCGUUAAUCCGUCGAGUCUUCCCCAUCCUUGCUGCUUAUGUAGCCGAUUUCCCAGAACAAUGUCUUGUUGCGUGCUGUAAAGAAAAUCGGUGUCUGAAGUGUUUGAUGCGGGACCCUGAGGUGACAAAAGAUAUAUUAGAGAAGCGGAAGAAUGGUCAGCAUCCAAUUCAAUUCGACGACAAUGGGUUACGCGCCGUCUUCAACCCAUUCUGGGCAAAUCUCCCUCAUGCCGACAUCUUUCUUGCCUUCAUGCCUGACCUCCUCCACCAGGUCCAUAAAGGUGUCUUUAAAGACCACUUAGUUAAAUGGUGUCUUGAGAUUGUCGGUGAAGAUGAAAUGGACUCACGCUUCAAAGCAAUUCCAGAUUACCCUGGACUUCGGCACUUCAAGAAGGGUAUCUCGACUGUGAGACAGUGGACGGGUACAGAGCAUAAAGAAAUGCAGUGUGUCUUUGUUGGUCUGCUCGCUGGUGCUGUCCCAAGUGCGCUUGCAGUGUUUCACGCCAACAAAGACACCCUGCAAGAGCUUGAAGUUCACGAACACUUCAACAUUCCUAAAUUACAUCAAAUCUCACACUUUGUUAAGUCCAUCACUCUAUUUGGUUCCACUGACGGUUUCAACACUGAGCUUCCAGAACGACUACACAUUGAUUUCGCAAAAGACGCCUAUCGUGCCAGCAACAAAUGCGACUACGAGGAGUAA